AUGGCCAGCAAGACGGCCGUGACAUGCCUGCGACGCUUCAGGUCGAGCCAUGUCGGCCACCUCCAACGCGCCUUCUCAGCAUCCGCCCAGACACGAACGGAUGGAGUGUUUCGAGCAUUGACGACACAGCGCAACGAAAAGCCAUGGGUGGAAGCAUUUCGCGAGCAGCAAGCCAAAGACAGCAAUGCCAAAGGAGCGUCUGGACAAAGUUCCGCUUUGAAAGAUCGUGAUCUUUCACCCAAGAGGAUGUCCGAUUCGUAUCACAGCGUGAUACUGCCACUCGCUCAAGACCCAUGGCUGUUGGAUACAUAUAUGAAUGCAACUGGUCAUAUCCGUAUCGGAACGAUCCUAAUGGACUUGGACGCCUUGUCUGGAGUCGUUGCAUACAAACACACUGGCGAUGGCGUCACUACCGUAACGGCAGCCUGCGACCGGAUCACCAUCAAUCACCCAUUGACAGAGGUCUGUGAUCUGGAAUACAGUGGCAAAGUCACGUAUGCCUCAGGUCGCAGCAGCAUGGAGAUCACUCUACAGGUUGCCAAAGCGCCGAAGGAAGGAGAGCAGACCAAACCAGAGGAUGUGAUGUUGACGUGUCAGUUCACUAUGGUCUCUCUAGAUCCUGAGACCAGGAAGCCGGUCAACAUUCCUGCGGUGAGGACCGACACUGAAGAAGAAAGAGAGAUCUACGCUCAAGGCGAGAAGAACAGCCUUCAUCGCAAAGAGCUAGGAAAGCGAUCUCUGCUGAAGCAGACUCCUAACGAUGAAGAGAGCGAUCUUAUUCAUGCGAUCUGGCAGAAGCAGCUGCAGUACCACGACCCAGCUGAUCCGCUACGCAAGCCAUCCAACCUGCAUGCCAUGUCCAGGACUCAGCUCAAUACUGCAACGAUUAUGCAACCUCAAUACCGCAAUCGACAUCAGUUCAUGAUCUUCGGUGGCUACCUCCUGAAACAGACCUUCGAACUCGCUUUCUGCUGCGCCGCCAGUUUCGCACACGCACGACCCACAUUCGUGUCCCUAGAUCCAUCUACCUUCCAGAACCCGGUCCCCGUCGGCAGCGUUCUCUACCUGACAGCCACGGUCGUCUUCACCGAUCCACCAAUGGUCGCCUCAGACUCUGAAGGCAAAUCUGCAGAGCAACAGCGGUCAGAGAACAGUCGCACUCGUGUCCAGGUUCGUGUUGACAGUAAGGUCCGUGAUGUCGAGCACGGCCAAGCCAAGCCAACAGGGCAGUUCAACUACACAUUCACGGUGGAUAAGGAUAUCAAGGUCAUGCCGCAGACCUAUACUGAGUUCAUGAUGUAUGUGGAUGCCAGACGACGAGCGGAGAGGGUUUUGGAGAGUAUGCAGCAUGGAGAUAUGGACAGUGGGACCCAGGACAGGGUCACAGAAUAG
This is a messenger RNA of Fulvia fulva, 1392 nucleotides long. Its product is annotated as Acyl-coenzyme A thioesterase 9, mitochondrial. The record is from RefSeq and is a predicted model, not a curated record. Gene Ontology annotation, cellular component: mitochondrion. NCBI's taxonomy places the organism in Eukaryota, Fungi, Ascomycota, Dothideomycetes, Mycosphaerellales, Mycosphaerellaceae. The coding region runs from base 1 to 1392 and encodes 463 amino acids. Gene Ontology annotation, molecular function: fatty acyl-CoA hydrolase activity. Gene Ontology annotation, biological process: acyl-CoA metabolic process. The transcript has 3 exons.